AUGCCUGAAUUGGGCUCCAAGAUAAGCCUAAUAUCUAAAGCUGACAUUCGGUACGAGGGCCGACUUUUCACUGUCGAUCCUCAGGAAUGUACCAUCGCUCUGGCUAGCGUGCGAUCGUUUGGUACGGAAGAUCGUGAAACGCAGUACCCAGUAGCGCCGCAAAGCCAGGUGUACGACUACAUCUUGUUCCGUGGCUCUGACAUCAAGGAUAUCCGUGUGCUCAACAAUGUCCCAUCAUUGCCCAAUGAUCCUGCCAUCAUGCAGAUGUCUGUGCCGCCAACGCUUGGGGCGGGCAGCGCGCCGGGCCAGUUUGCUGGGCAAUACACCCAUCCGGUGGUUGGACAAACACCAUACCCUCAGUACCAUCCGAUGGCUGGCUUCCCCGGAGGUGUCCAUCCACAGCUUAACAAGACCAGUGAGUUGUCACCGCAAACUUCUGUGGAGCUGGCACCCCAGCCCCUUCCGACCACGGCUCCAAUUGGCUCAGGAGUGGUUCAUCAUGCCAAUCAAGUGAAAGACCAAGGUUCGAUGCUCGAUCUUAUUGGAGGAGGAUCUCAACAAAGCGCUUCGCGGUCAGGUACUCCUGCCGUCGGCGCGCACCGAAAGAGUCCUACUGCUGACCAGGGUACUCAGAACGUACGGUCGGUGUGUCAGGUGGGCUCGGUGGCCAGCGGGUCGAGCCAGCAGCGCGACAGCCGGCGCGGCAGCAACCCCGGCGCGGCGGCGAAGGGCGCGGCGGGCGCUCACCCCGCGGCGCGCAACCGCACCAACUCGCGCAACCGCACGCGCUACCCCAGCGGCGGCGCGCCCGCGCAGCACCACCCGCACAACCAGCACAACCAGCACCAGCAACACAACCAGCACCAGCAACAACACAACCAACACCAGACCCAGCAUCAGCAACAUCAGCAAAAUGCUGGCCACUCAGGACAUGGCCAGGGACAACAGAACCAACAACCUCACCAUCACCAGCAACAUCAUGGCCAAGACAACUUUUCGUCAGUGUUUCACACAGGCCAGGGAUAUCGUGGAGGAUGGCGAGGCAGGCCCCGUGGUCGAGGCCGCGGAUUUGUUCCCCGCAAUAAGAAUACGCUUAAGUUCGACAAGGAUUAUGAUUUUGAACAAGCAAAUACUGAAUUUGAAGAGCUGCGCAGCCAACUUGCAAAGACUAAGAUUUCUGAGGGAGAUGUCAAAGUUGAGGAGUCUGAAGUAAUUAUUAUCACGCAGGGUGAAGUAGACAAAAAGGACGAUUCUGGUAAUGAGACGGGUGCCGGUGAACCCGAAGUUGAUGAAGACCAAAAUGGUUACACUGGCUAUGACAAGAACAAGAGUUUCUUCGAUAAUAUUUCUUGUGAGGCUGUUGAGAGGUCGAAGGGUCGCAGCCAGCGUACGGAUUGGCGGACGGAGCGCAAGUUGAACUCGGAGACGUUCGGCGUGGCGUCGGCGCGGCGCGGGGCGUGGCGCGGCCGCGGCGGCUGGCGCCACCACAACCCUCACCACAACCCGCAGCACCAGUCCAGCCAAUUCUUCUCGGACGACGGCAGGUGGCGCUCGAUGCGCGGGGGCCCGCGCGGCCGCGGGGCGCCGCGCCCGGCGCGCACGCAGCAGCAGCAGCCCGCCCCCCCCGCCGCGCCCGCGCCCCUGCCCGCGCCGCAGCCCACUGCAGCCAAGUAG
Arctia plantaginis is the source of this 1674-nucleotide messenger RNA. Lineage: Eukaryota; Metazoa; Arthropoda; Insecta; Lepidoptera; Erebidae. The record is from the annotation of a GenBank genome assembly.